This is a messenger RNA of Entrophospora candida, 1173 nucleotides long. The record is from the annotation of a GenBank genome assembly. NCBI's taxonomy places the organism in Eukaryota, Fungi, Glomeromycota, Glomeromycetes, Entrophosporales, Entrophosporaceae.
AUGGACGACAAUCGAAUAUUGACAAAUGUUGUUUUCUCAGUUAGAGAUCCAGCUCCUGAACAUAUAAUAAAAGCCAUAGCUCGUAAAGUAUUAUCAAAAAGGCGAACAAGUAACAAUAAUCAUAACAAUCAUAAUAAUAACAACAUUAAUAAUAAUAAUAAUAAUGCUGGAGGUCAUGAUCAUAAUCAUCAUCAUAGAUUAAUAAAUGGGCAUUCAAAUAAUAAUAAUGUUAAUGACAAUAAUGAUAAUAAAAAUGAAAGAGGACAUUUAUCAUCAGAAGAAGAAGAAGGUGAAUAUGUUAGUAGUAAUAAUAAUGAACAUGAUGAUGAUAAAGGAUCUUUGUUGAAUGAUGAUAACAGUGGGGAUAAUGAUAAUUUAAAUGAAGUUAUAAUGGAUGAUGAAGAUAGUUCUUUAUCGAUUUCUAAUAAUGAUAAUAUUUCUAAUGAAGAAGAAGAUUUAAUUGAAGUAUUAUCAUCAUCUUUUAAUAAAAAUAAUAAAAAUAUGAGUAAUAAUAAUAACAAUAAUAGUAAUAGUGUUAAUAAUGCUAAUAGUAAUAAUAAUUUUAGUAAUAGUAUGACUGAUAGUAGCAAGGAUAUUGAUAAUGAGAUGGAAGACCCUAGAAAUCAAGAAAAUAAAAAAUCAGAUGAAAAUGUUGACAAGUUUAAUAAACCAGUUACUACAACAAUUAAAGAUCACAAUGGAAAAGAUUCAAUAAUAAUACUGAACGAAGAAAACAAUAAUAAUGAUGAUGAUGAUGAAGGGAAAAGGUCUACAUUAAAAAACAACAAUAUCAAUAAUAAUAAUGAUGAAUUAAAAAAAGAUGGGGAAAUAAUACCUUUUCAAAGUCAAAUAUAUAUUGGUAAUAGACGUUAUAAAGAACAAUCUUCACCGCCUUUGGGACCGUCUUUUAAUAAAAGAGUUCGCGGUUUAUCAACAUCGAAUGGAAUGUAUUAUGAUUCAGGAAGAACAAGAGAUGAUCAAUAUUCUUAUUAUCAUAGAAAUGACUACCAUCCUGUUCCUCCCCCUUAUAUAGAUCAUCAUAUUCCAUAUGGAAGAGGAUUAUUAAAUAAUAAUAAUAAUAUGUCAAGGCGAUCUUCUAAUGCACCACCACCUUUACAAUCCGGAAGAUCAACAAUCCCACGUCCAUCAGAUAGAUUACGUAAUAGAUAUUAA